GCUCUCCAACUCGCCUCAAAAACUCGGUUUUGACACCACUCACACGCUAAAUUUAUCGAAUUAAUCUUGUUUAUCGUUUAUAAUUCGACGCUCGCUGUAAACGGUGUCGUAUACUUGCAAAAUCCAGUCGCGUGGUCCGUAAAGUAGUCCCUGGGACUCGCACUGCGGAAGGAUACACUUGUUUACAAUGUGCUGCACGCGGCAGUGUGGCGGCCAGCGCGCGGCUGCGCGAGCUUCACGGGACACCGACACACUGCGCUUUCCAGCUCGCCAAAGUUCGUUCCAGGGUCGCCGUUAAAGUUUUCAUUCUGUCCGUUGAGAAACCACUUCAUCCCCGGUUGUCAUAUCGACAUGCAGGAGUCCAAGACCGAUCAAACAACCAAUAGCAGUCCAGCUGGGCAGGAAGGUCAGAGCUCAGAGAGCGAGAAGAGAGUAACCAGAGAAACAUCUUCAUCCCCGUCAGCCACAGCCCAGACACUUCAAACACAGGCGCUACAAGUUGCUCAACAACAACAACAGCAGCAGCAGCAGCAACCGAGUGGUGAGAAGUCCCCCAAGAGCACAGAAAAAGAGGCAGACGCACAGGUGGCUGUAUCAGUGGGGAUGAUAACUCCUCAGGCCAUCACCCCUCAGCAGAUGCAGCAGAUCCUUCAGCAGCAGAUCCUGAGCCCCCAGCAGCUCCAACUGUUACUGCAGCAACAACAGGCCCUCAUGUUACAGCAGCAACAGCUUCAGGAGUUCUAUAAGAAACAGCAAGAGGAACUCCACCUGCAGCUCCUGCAGCAACAGCAUGCUGGGAAACCCAGUAAAGAGCAGAUGAUGGCCCAGCAGAUGGCUAUACAGCAGCAGUUACUCUCUGUUCAACAGCAGCACCUGCUCAACCUGCAGAGACAGGGCCUGUUGUCUGUCCCUUCAGCUCUCACCGGUGCACUGGCCCAAGGCUUGAUCCCUGCUGAGCUUCAGCAGCUGUGGAAAGAGACGGCAGAUGCACGACAGGAGGAGAAGAGUAGAGGAGACAAAUCCCCUUCUCCUCCCAAAACUCAGAUCCUCAACCACCACUCCAGCACUAAUGGACACCAUGUGCACCGGCCUAGCCGGAGAGACAGUUCUCAGGAGAGUCAUUCCCAGAGCGCCCAUCCUUUAUACAGCCACGGCGUAUGCAAGUGGCCAGGCUGCGAUGCUGUGUUCGGAGACUUCCAGUCAUUCCUCAAGCAUUUGAACAGUGAACAUGCUCUGGAUGACAAGAGCACAGCGCAGUGCAGAGUUCAGAUGCAGGUGGUUCAGCAGCUGGAACUGCAGCUUGCCAAAGACAAAGAACGCCUUCAGGCCAUGAUGGCCCACCUCCAUGUCAAGUCUACUGAGCCCAGACCUGCCCCCCAGCCAGUGAAUCUGGUGUCCAACCUCACGCUUGCCAAGGCAACCGUUCCCAAAACCUUUCCCUCUUUGAGUCUUUCCCAAAGUGCCACAGCCCCGUCUACACCCUUCACGUCACUCCCCCAAAUGCCCUCAGUCAUCAUACCCACCAGCCUGCACAGCAUGGGACCCAUCCGCAAACGCUACUCUGACAAAUACAACAUAGCCAUGGACCAAGAUAUUGUGCAGAAUAAGGAAUUUUACCUGAGUGCUGAGGUCAGGCCUCCAUUUACAUACGCAGCUUUGAUCAGGCAGGCCAUUUUGGAGUCUCCAGAAAAGCAGCUAACACUAAAUGAAAUCUACAACUGGUUCACUCGAACAUUCGCGUAUUUCAGACGCAAUGCUGCAACGUGGAAGAAUGCAGUUCGCCACAACCUCAGUCUUCACAAGUGUUUCGUACGAGUCGAGAAUGUGAAGGGGGCCGUUUGGACUGUGGACGAGCUGGAGUUUCACAAAAGAAGGCCACAAAAGAUCACUGGAUCACCUCUGGUGAAGAACAUCCAGUCCAGUCUGGGUCAGAAUCCCGCCCUGUCUUCUCUGCAGGCAGCGAUGGUGGACAGCAGUCUGUCCCUAUAUGGCUCAGCGUCCAUGGGAGCAUCGAGUCUGAAGGCUCUGGCCAGCGCACUGCAUGAGGACAUGAGUUCUCACGAUCAUGACGAGGGCUCCCACAGCGACUCCAGUCUGGAGCUCUCUCCUGUGCCCACACUGUGAGUCCACUCUCCUGCCUGUCCGA
Sinocyclocheilus grahami is the source of this 2146-nucleotide messenger RNA. Its product is annotated as forkhead box protein P1-B-like. Gene Ontology annotation, cellular component: nucleus. Gene Ontology annotation, molecular function: RNA polymerase II cis-regulatory region sequence-specific DNA binding; DNA-binding transcription repressor activity, RNA polymerase II-specific. The coding region runs from base 352 to 2124 and encodes 590 amino acids. Gene Ontology annotation, biological process: regulation of transcription by RNA polymerase II. The transcript is spliced from 16 exons. NCBI's taxonomy places the organism in Eukaryota, Metazoa, Chordata, Actinopteri, Cypriniformes, Cyprinidae. The record is from RefSeq and is a predicted model, not a curated record.